AUGGAAAGAAAAGGUCGAAAAAGAGAUAUUCUGGAAAUGGCUCUCAAAACAUCGGAUAUACGAAACCAGAAAAAAUGUCGCAAGAGCCUUCUUUCUGAAUUUAAUAAGAAGUCUGCCAUCCUCACGAGCUCCCCGCCGCCCCCGUACGCUGCGUGUGCCAUCCUUACAAGCCCUGCUCAGAACCCUGCGCCUGCCAUUCUCAUAAGCUCUGCGCCGGAUGCUGCAACUGCCAUCCUUACGAGCUCCGAGCCCAACGCUGCAUCUGCCAUCCUCACGAGUCCUACUAUAGAUGCUGCGUCUGCCAUCCUCACGAGCUACACGAACGACGCUGCGUCUGCCGUCUUCACCAGCCCUGCUACAGAUUCUGCAUCUGCCACUCUCACGAGCUCCGCACCUGAUGCUGCGUCAGCCGUCCUCAAGAGCCCUGCUACAGAUGCUGCGUCCGCCGUCCUUACCAGCCUUGCUACAGAUGCUGCAUCUGCCACCCUCAUAGUCUCCGCGCCCAACGCUGUGUCUGCCGUCCUCACGAGCCCUACUACAGAUGCUGCGUCUGCCAUCCUGACGAGCUUCGCGUCCAACGCUGCGUCUACCGUCCUCACAAGCCCUGCUGCAGAUGCUGCGUCUGCCAUCUUGUCCGUGCCGGACGCUACGUCUGCUGCAUGCUGGAACUCCACACCGCCAGUCACAGAAACAAAUUUCUCAGGUAUAUCGCUCCAAGAUGUCCCCAGCACAUCUUUUGCGACUGAACUCAACAAUAAUGUUUCACCUAUAAUGGAAUUGUCCAACGAACUAUCAAGUAUUUCAAACUCCGCGCAAAACUUUGUUCAAUCUUAUGUUUCCCAACAACCGUUGGACGUUCUUCCAGGUACAUCUUUGGGAACCGACGCUAACAAUAAAUCGUCCUCAUUUAGAAUCACCCGUCCAGCAAAGAAACAUUCUUAUUUAGAUUAUAUGUCAGACGAUGAGAUAGCUUUGUUAAAUUCCUUUGGCGAUGCAGGAAGCUCAGAUGAGUGGGAGCCGGAAAAAAACGGAAAGAAAAGGAAGCAAAUGACUAUUAACGUCGAAGAAGAGUUUAUUGGUAAUAAUGCGACGAAAAAGGUUCCUAAAAAUAAGAGGAAACAGGCUGCUCAAAAACGGUUAUCUGGUCAGAGUUACAUUAAGACAAACGGAGAAGUUGUUCAAGAAAAAAAAGUCCAACCAAACCCUUGUGCGGCAUUCCAUAUCCCGAAAAAAGACAAAUGCCUGAAAUGUUGUCAGUACGAAAAUAAAACUAAUCCUACACCAGAACAACAACGAGCUCACGAAGAACACCUUAUUGAGAAAGACCACACAUACAAUCGCUACAAGAUGCACAAAACUAUUCAUUUAAAAGACUCAGCAUCCAUUUGCUUAAGUUCUGACUUACAAAAAGUGUUGAACACACCGUAUGGUGAUAGCAUGUUAUUAUUUUAUACACGCAAGCUGGCCGUUUACAAUGCAGUUAUUUACGAAAAUGGUACGCGCAAUGUUUAUUGCUAUUAUUGGGACGAAAGCCAGGGUAACCGCGGUGCUAAUGAGAUGGCUACAAUAUUAAGCAAAUACAUAACGAAGCUUGAUGAACGCGGAAAUAUAAGACGACUUCUUCUUUAUUGUGACUGCUGUCCCGGUCAAAAUCGGAACAAGAUAGUUCUUGCAAUGCUGAACGAGACUCUGCAACGAUGCAGAACUCUUGAAUCUAUUCAAAUAAAUUUCUUACUUACCGGCCAUACAUACAUGACAGUCGAUUCGGUACAUGCGACUAUUGAAAAUCAGGUUAAAAAUACCACUAUCUGGGCUCCUUCCCAGUGGUAUACGGUAUUCCAAACAGCAAGACAAAAUCCAAAGCCCUUUCAUGUUGAGCAGUUAACUCACAAAGAUUUUAAGAGAUGGGACCUACUCGCAGAUAAGUAUUUCGUGGGAAAUCUUGUGGGUAAAAUAAGUAGAAUACGAGUCGCAACUUUCAAAAAGAAUCGUAUAUCAGCAACGGUUAAAUGCUCUAUGAAUCCGGAAGCACCCGUGUCCUGUAUUGAAAUCGCCUCCAAAACAAAGUUUCUCGACUUACCGAACUGCUAUCUUACACCCCUACCAAUUACUGAAAAUAAACACAAAGAUUUAUUAAAGCUUUGCUCAGACCAAGUUAUACCCCAAAAAUUUCAGGCAGAGUACUUAGCUUUAACUUACAACAAAAAGGUGAAAGAUACUUUACCCGAUACUGACAUCGAAGAUAAUGUUGACCAGUAG
Messenger RNA from Parnassius apollo (apollo), 2259 nucleotides. NCBI's taxonomy places the organism in Eukaryota, Metazoa, Arthropoda, Insecta, Lepidoptera, Papilionidae. The record is from the annotation of a GenBank genome assembly.